AAGAGAGUACAAAGAUCAGCUCGCGAGAAAGUUCAGACGUCUCAUUUCGUUUCUAUUAGACGGGCCCUUCGCCCAACCAGACGGAGUCUUGCUCUGCUGCCCAGGCUGGAGUGCAGUAGCGCGAUCUCGGCUCAUUGCAACCUUCGCUCCCCGGGUUUAAGCAAUUCUCCUGCCUCAGCCACUGGAGUAGCUAGGAUUACAGGCGCACGCCACCACGCCAAGCUAAUUUUUUGUAUUCUUAAUAGAGACGGGGGUUUCACCAUGUUGGCCAGGCUGGUCUCGAACUCCUGACCUCAUCAUUUGCCCGCCUCGGCCUCCCAAAGCGCUGGGAUUACAGGCGUGAGCCACCGCGCCCAGCCUCGCCGGGGCCUUUUAAGUGACGUUAAAAAUUGUACAUAAAAUAUGUUUUAGGAUAAUACUUGUUUUUCUUUGACCAAAGGCUUGGCUUCAGAGAAUGUUUAGCCAGAAAUAGAGGGGCGUUAAAUCCCCUUUUAAGUUUUUUCUAAUUUCCAAUCUGAGGAGGAAAAUAACGUAGUAAAGGGACGCAAGAGCAACCUUGCUUCUUCCACAACAAGGCCCAGGCGCCGCCUUGCAACCCGGAAAUGCAGGGUGCAGUGCGGUGGGUAAGGGACCGGCCAACUAUGUUGACCCGACUCAGAGAAACCCCGCCCUUGCCGCCACCGCCCACCCAUAACGUCCUCCUCGACCCUCCCUCGACCAUCCCUCGCCCCGCGGCCCUCACCGAAAGGGGGUGGGCGGUGGAAGAGAGAGGAGUCAAGGGAGCGCACGCGAAGCCCCGCCCCUGCCGUGACGUCUGGAGACGCGACGCGUCGCCUCGCAAUGCAAAUCGGGAAAAGGGGAUGAGCUGGGCUGGCUUCCGUUCUGGUAGCCAAGGCUAAUUCUCCCUCGAGUUCUUGGGAGAUGGGCAUUUGGCGAGAAGGCUGGCGUUAGUGAAGCGCGCCCGGCGUCACGGAAAGAACCACUUGUAAGGAAAUAUAGCAUCCAUUGUGAAAGUGGAAAAGUAAAGGUAAUUCAUCAUGCCUGCUGUGGCUUCAGUUCCUAAAGAACUCUACCUCAGUUCUUCACUAAAAGACCUUAAUAAGAAGACAGAAGUUAAACCAGAGAAAAUAAGCACUAAGAGUUAUGUGCACAGUGCCCUGAAGAUCUUUAAGACAGCAGAAGAAUGCAGAUUAGAUCGUGAUGAGGAAAGGGCCUAUGUACUAUAUAUGAAAUACGUGACUGUUUAUAAUCUUAUCAAAAAAAGACCUGAUUUCAAGCAACAGCAGGAUUAUUUCCAUUCAAUACUUGGACCUGGAAACAUCAAAAAAGCUGUCGAAGAAGCUGAAAGACUCUCUGAAAGCCUUAAAUUAAGAUAUGAAGAAGCUGAAGUCCGGAAAAAACUUGAGGAAAAAGACAGGCAGGAGGAAGCACAGCGGCUACAACAAAAAAGGCAGGAAACAGGAAGAGAGGAUGGUGGCACAUUGGCUAAAGGCUCUUUGGAGAAUGUUUUGGAUUCCAAAGACAAAACCCAAAAGAGCAAUGGUGAAAAGAAUGAAAAAUGUGAGACCAAAGAGAAAGGAGCAAUCACAGCAAAGGAACUAUACACAAUGAUGACGGAUAAAAACAUCAGCUUGAUUAUAAUGGAUGCUCGAAGAAUGCAGGAUUAUCAGGAUUCCUGUAUUUUACAUUCUCUCAGUGUUCCUGAAGAAGCCAUCAGUCCAGGAGUCACUGCUAGUUGGAUUGAAGCACACCUGCCAGAUGAUUCUAAAGACACAUGGAAGAAGAGGGGGAAUGUGGAGUAUGUGGUACUUCUUGACUGGUUUAGUUCUGCCAAAGAUUUACAGAUUGGAACAACUCUCCGGAGUCUGAAAGAUGCACUUUUCAAGUGGGAAAGUAAAACUGUCCUGCGCAAUGAGCCUUUGGUUUUAGAGGGAGGCUAUGAAAACUGGCUCCUUUGUUAUCCCCAGUAUACAACAAAUGCUAAGGUCACUCCACCCCCACGACGCCAGAAUGAAGAGGUGUCUAUCUCAUUGGAUUUUACUUAUCCCUCAUUGGAAGAAUCAAUUCCUUCUAAACCUGCUGCCCAGACGCCACCUGCAUCUAUAGAAGUAGAUGAAAAUAUAGAAUUGAUAAGUGAUCAAAAUGAGAGAAUGGGACCACUGAAUAUAUCAACUCCAGUUGAACCAGUUGCUGCUUCUAAAUCUGAUGUUUCACCCAUAAUUCAGCCAGCGCCUAGUAUAAAGAAUGUUCCACAGAUUGAUCGUACUAAAAAACCAGCAGUCAAAUUGCCUGAAGAGCAUAGAAUAAAAUCUGAAAGUACAAACCAUGAGCAACAAUCUCCUCAGAGUGGAAAAGUUAUUCCUGAUCGUUCCACCAAGCCAGUAGUUUUUUCUCCAACUCUCAUGUUAACAGAUGAAGAAAAGGCUCGUAUUCAUGCAGAAACUGCUCUUCUAAUGGAAAAAAACAAACAACAAAAAGAACUUCGGGAAAGGCAGCAAGAGGAACAGAAAGAGAAACUGAGGAAGGAAGAACAAGAACAAAAAGCCAAAAAGAAACAAGAAGCUGAAGAAAAUGAAAUUACAGAGAAGCAACAAAAAGCAAGAGAAGAAAUGGAGAAGAAAGAAAGUGAACAGGCCAAGAAAGAAGAUAAAGAAACCUCAGCAAAGAGGGGCAAAGAAAUAACAGGAGUAAAAAGACAAAGUAAAAGUGAACAUGAAACUUCUGAUGCCAAGAAAUCUGUAGAAGAUAGGGGGAAAAGGUGUCCAACCCCAGAAAUACAGAAAAAGUCAACAGGAGAUGUGCCCCAUACAUCUGUGACAGGGGAUUCAGGUUCAGGCAAGCCAUUUAAGAUUAAAGGACAACCAGAAAGUGGAAUUCUAAGGACAGGAACUUUUAGAGAGGAUACAGACGAUACCGAAAGAAAUAAAGCUCAACGAGAACCUUUGACAAGAGCACGAAGUGAAGAAAUGGGGAGGAUCGUACCAGGACUGCCUUCAGGCUGGGCCAAGUUUCUUGACCCAAUCACUGGAACCUUUCGUUAUUAUCAUUCACCCACCAACACUGUUCAUAUGUACCCACCGGAAAUGGCUCCUUCAUCUGCACCUCCUUCCACCCCUCCAACUCAUAAAGCCAAGCCACAGAUUCCUGCUGAGCGGGAUAGGGAACCUUCCAAACUGAAGCGCUCCUACUCCUCCCCAGAUAUAACCCAGGCUAUUCAAGAGGAAGAGAAGAGGAAGCCAACAGUAACUCCAGCAGUUAAUCGGGAAAACAAGCCAACAUGUUAUCCUAAAGCUGAGAUCUCAAGGCUUUCUGCUUCUCAGAUUCGGAACCUCAAUCCUGUUUUUGGAGGUUCUGGACCAGCUCUUACUGGACUUCGCAACUUAGGAAAUACUUGUUAUAUGAACUCAAUAUUGCAGUGCCUAUGUAACGCUCCACAUUUGGCUGAUUAUUUCAACCGAAACUGUUAUCAGGAUGAUAUUAACAGGUCAAAUUUGUUGGGGCAUAAAGGUGAAGUGGCAGAAGAAUUUGGUAUAAUCAUGAAAGCCCUGUGGACAGGACAGUAUAGAUAUAUCAGUCCAAAGGACUUUAAAAUCACCAUUGGGAAGAUCAAUGACCAGUUUGCAGGAUACAGUCAGCAAGAUUCACAAGAAUUGCUUCUGUUCCUAAUGGAUGGUCUCCAUGAAGAUCUAAAUAAAGCUGAUAAUCGGAAGAGAUAUAAAGAAGAAAAUAAUGAUCAUCUCGAUGACUUUAAAGCUGCAGAACAUGCCUGGCAGAAACACAAGCAGCUCAAUGAGUCUAUUAUUGUUGCACUUUUUCAGGGUCAAUUCAAAUCUACAGUACAGUGCCUCACAUGUCACAAAAAGUCUAGGACAUUUGAGGCCUUCAUGUAUUUGUCUCUACCACUAGCAUCCACAAGUAAAUGUACAUUACAGGAUUGCCUUAGAUUAUUUUCCAAAGAAGAAAAACUCACAGAUAACAACAGAUUUUACUGCAGUCAUUGCAGAGCUCGACGGGAUUCUCUAAAAAAGAUAGAAAUCUGGAAGUUACCACCUGUGCUUUUAGUGCAUCUGAAACGUUUUUCCUACGAUGGCAGGUGGAAACAAAAAUUACAGACAUCUGUGGACUUCCCGUUAGAAAAUCUUGACUUGUCACAGUAUGUUAUUGGUCCAAAGAACAAUUUGAAGAAAUAUAAUUUGUUUUCUGUUUCAAAUCACUACGGCGGGCUGGAUGGAGGCCACUACACAGCCUAUUGUAAAAAUGCAGCAAGACAACGGUGGUUUAAGUUUGAUGAUCAUGAAGUUUCUGAUAUCUCCGUUUCUUCUGUGAAAUCUUCAGCAGCUUAUAUCCUCUUUUAUACUUCACUGGGACCACGAGUAACUGAUGUAGCCACAUAAGGAGACAUAGGUUAUAAACUAGUUAUCUUUUAAAAGGCUCAGCAACACAACUCUUGAAAUGCUUAUCAAGAUAAUGGUAGCUAUAGCUGGCCAUUUAGAGGAAUUCUAGGACAGUGGGAGCUGUGUUACUAGCACUAUAUAAUUCCGGUCAGUGCUGACAAAUAACAUUUAACAAGUAUUGCAGUAAGCAUCACUUACUUACAGGUACCAUUUAUUUCAAAACAACUUUUUUAGUCUGCUCCAAAGUUAAAAUAAUUAACUAGCUAAGCAUUAUUAUUCGACUGGUCUAAAAACCAUUGUUAUCUUUUUUUUUCCUUUUCACUGUUAUGGCCUUUCCACAUUUCUAAAUCCCAUCUUGAUAUACUAUGAAUACUCUACUCUAGAAUGAUGUAAAGCAGAUAGGAAUGUAUGUGUACAUAUUUAUUGCAUACUUGCACAUCAAAUCGAUGUACAUAGUUUAACACGUGGUCCUUUUGUGAAACCUAGAACUCAGAGGAUUGCUUUUUUUCUUUCAGCCUAUUUUGAGAAACUUCAGUGCUUUCUUAGGGAAAUGACAGGGCAAAGCGAUUUUUCUGUUGGCUUUGGGCUGUAUUUGUGCACUAAAUCUUUAUUCUAAAAAAAAAAUGGAAACUUUAAUUUUUUUAAAACGAGAAUUUCAUUUACAGCUACAUUAAAAUCUUAAUGAGAAAAAUAA
Molecule: messenger RNA, 5088 nt
Organism: Pan troglodytes (chimpanzee)
Lineage: Eukaryota; Metazoa; Chordata; Mammalia; Primates; Hominidae
Gene: USP8
Product: ubiquitin specific peptidase 8
Exons: 20
Coding region: 1038-4394 (1118 amino acids)
Biological process (GO): protein deubiquitination
Molecular function (GO): cysteine-type deubiquitinase activity
Source: RefSeq, a predicted model, not a curated record